UUACACUAAUAACCUACGGUAACACUGCGUGGCCUAAUAUUAUUGUGAAAAUUAUUUUGGAAUAACAAAUUCGAAGUUAACGUUUAUAUUGACCUUAAGUAAGCAUAAGCAAAAGGAAACGGCCAUGUCCAACCAGGAGACCCAGGUGUCCAGCCUGCCGAUGCCGCCGGAGCGCUACAUCAGCAACUACACAGAGGAAAACAUUCGGCGGAACCGCGCUCCCCGUCCGCCGCCCCCGCCGUCACAGCACGAAGUAUAUAGCAUGUUUGGGAUCCAGUACAACAACGACGAGAUGAUCCGGUCUCUGGAGUCGCAGAACAUCAAGCGUCUGAUUCCCAUUCACUUCGACAGGCGCAAGGAGCUCAAGAAGCUGAACCACUCGCUGCUGGUCAACUUUCUGGACCUGAUCGACUUCCUCAUCUUAAAUCCCGACAGUAUUCGACGCACGGAGAAGAUAGACGAUCUGAGUCUUCUGUUUGUGAACAUGCAUCACCUGCUCAACGAAUUUCGGCCCCAUCAGGCUAGGGAAACGCUGCGCGUCAUGAUGGAAAUGCAGAAGCGACAGCGCGUGGAGACAGCCACUCGUUUUGAAAAGCACUUGGAGCGGGUGCGCGAGAUAGUAAAUACGGCUUUUUCAGCACUACCUGUUCUGGGCGAUGACGAUGAGAAUGGCGGGGCUAAGAUCAAGACGGAGGUGGAUCCGUUGGAGACGAAUGCAGCGGCCAAGAAUGAUCCCAGCUACCAGCAUGAUCGUAUGUUGUGCAAGCUAGUGGACGCCAUCGAAUGAGGUGGACGGACAGAAGACUGGACACCGGCACGGGACAAGAGUUUGUGUCAAUCAUUGUGAAUGGCUUGAAAAAGAGGAACCUCUUAUAUAUUUAUAACUGCUUUUAGUGUAAGAAAUAAAACCCAAAUUGUGUGUGUGAUGAGAA
Messenger RNA from Drosophila kikkawai, 932 nucleotides. RefSeq names its product mediator complex subunit 7 (gene MED7). Gene Ontology annotation, biological process: regulation of transcription by RNA polymerase II. Gene Ontology annotation, cellular component: mediator complex; core mediator complex. Gene Ontology annotation, molecular function: transcription coregulator activity. The record is from RefSeq and is a predicted model, not a curated record. Lineage: Eukaryota; Metazoa; Arthropoda; Insecta; Diptera; Drosophilidae.